AUGAGAAUACCUGAGUGUGUCCCUAGUGAGCUACCGAAUGGGGGCGAUAUUUUAUUCGAGUUGGCAAAGCGAAGAGAUGAACGGGUUUACAGCCUUUUGGAACAAGACGGACGUCUACUAAACUGUCGUGACGGAAAUGGAAACAGCCUACUUCACUGGUCAGUCUUCUUAAAUGACACAUACCUGACGUGCUACUUGAUCAAGAAGGGGGCGGACGUAAACGCCAAGGCGCACAACGCGCAGACGCCGCUUUUCUGGGCAGUCUCCGGAAGCAACCUUUACAUGAUUCACCUGCUGAGGAAGCACGGGGGAGACAUAUUUCAAAUCGACGACAAGGGUUACAGUUGCUUAACCAUAAGCACUCAAUAUGGGAACGUCUUAUGCUUCCUCUAUUUAAUCCAUUUGGGGGCAUCAUUGACACAUAGAGACCUGAACAGCUGCUCCGUCGUUGACUGGGCAGCAUACAACAACAAUAUAUUUUUCCUUCGGCUGCUGUCGAGAGUUUCUCCUAACUUAUUCUCCAUCAAUCUCAAGAAUCCUGCGUCCACUCUGCACAAGGCCAUCAUUGGGAAUGCAUACGACGCGGUGGUCUUCCUGGUGCUCCACGGUCACCAGAAUGUGCACGACAUUGCCACGGAGGAAAACAAAACCGCUACCCAGUUUGUCGAAGAACAUAAAGAUAAUGUGGACAGAAGAAUCUACGAGUUUGUCACUUGCAGGAAGGUGCAGAAGCUGUGCAGGAGGCGAGGCAAGAAAGAGGAUCCGACUUUGUAUGAGCCCAGUGGGACGAUCGGUCCCUACGCGAUUUCGAGAAGGAAAAAGCUCUCCACCCUGCGCAAGAUCCGCGAUGUGUUCACCCAGAACAAGACCCUGCUACUCUACCCCGCCAUGAUCAUCCUAUCGCAUGUGUACAUGUCCUUGAUACACUUUUUUUACACUAGAGGGGCGUUCCUGGGGGAGAUCCCCCUGUGGGACGCCGCCCACCCAGUGCUACUCGUGCUUUACUACAUGGUCGUUUCGAGCGACCCUGGCUAUUUAGAGGGCGAGGGAGGAAGUGCCCCAUGCGAUAUGAAAGGGGAUAAAAAGGACCCAUCGCACCCCCCCGAAGUGGACACCACCAGAAGCACAAAUUUGACUUUUCAAAAAAUUAUACAAAAUGUGAAAGAAGAAAUAAAAUCGUAUGAAGAAAAAAAUAAAUUAAUCUCAUUUUGCGAAAAGGUAAAAUGGGAAAACAUCAGCCAAGUGAAAAAUAGUUUGCAGAUAAAGUUGGAUGCACAGGGAUUCGAAGUAACCUCAUUUGACGUGAAGAAGUUGUGUCCUAGUUGCUUCCUCUUUAAGAACUUACGAUCGAAGCAUUGUCGUUUCUGUGGAAAGUGUAUUGAUAUAUAUGACCAUCACUGCAUAUUUACGCUAAACUGUAUGAGUGUAGACAACGCAAAGGUCUUUUUAAUAUGGAUCGUAUCAAAUCUUUUAUUUCAUUUUUGGAAAAUAUACCUACAUAUGUCUCUGUUUAUGAGGCUGAAUUUUUCAUCUUCUCGAUUGCUUUUCCGAGGAGUCACGCUAUCGGUAGUCCUGAUGAGUACGCUGCACUUAUACUUCAUGGGGGUCAUUUUCCUAAGGUCGAUGCUAAACAUUUUAGAGAAUAUCACAUCCAAUGAGAAGUUUAAAAUGUAUUCCUCCAAUACUUUUUUUUUGUACGAGUUGAAGAAAGACAAGAAUAAUGAACCCGUUGUCAUCCGCAGAUUCAAGAACCCGUUUGACCGAGGGGCGCUUUUUAAUUUGAUUCACUUUUUUACAAAGUCUAAAGAUCAUUUGUCCAGCCCGGAGAGACAAUUCAUUCGUGUGGACGAGAGUGUGCAGAGCGCGCCGGUGAGGGCCUUCGUGGAGAAACUGAAUGUGGAGCUCCGUCGGGUUUAUGCCAAGCGGUGA
Plasmodium inui San Antonio 1 is the source of this 1929-nucleotide messenger RNA. RefSeq lists its product as hypothetical. Gene Ontology annotation, molecular function: protein binding; palmitoyltransferase activity. NCBI's taxonomy places the organism in Eukaryota, Apicomplexa, Aconoidasida, Haemosporida, Plasmodiidae. The record is from RefSeq and is a predicted model, not a curated record. The transcript has 6 exons. The coding region runs from base 1 to 1929 and encodes 642 amino acids.